Neohortaea acidophila is the source of this 1536-nucleotide messenger RNA. RefSeq names its product ATP-NAD kinase-like domain-containing protein. Lineage: Eukaryota; Fungi; Ascomycota; Dothideomycetes; Mycosphaerellales; Teratosphaeriaceae. Gene Ontology annotation, cellular component: cytoplasm; membrane; intracellular membrane-bounded organelle. The record is from RefSeq and is a predicted model, not a curated record. The transcript is spliced from 2 exons. Gene Ontology annotation, biological process: sphingosine biosynthetic process. Bases 1 to 1536 code for a protein of 511 amino acids.
AUGCUGAACGACACCACCUCCUCCGACGUCCUCACCGUCGACCGCAACGCAACCCUCACCCUCGGCACCGACGCCCUCAUCGUGCUCGACGAAGGCCUGCGCGACCGCCGCCGCGCCGCGACGAAUUGCUGCGGUCUGCUGCCGGGCCGCGGCGGCUCGAAGACCACGCGCGCCAUCCCCUUCUAUCACGUCCUUUGGGCGGAGGUUGUGGAUUUUAAUGUGACGAUUCGGUAUGCGCGCUUGACGGGGAAGAAGAGCUGUCGCGUGGGGACGGUGAGUUAUGGGGUUGCGGACAAGGCGCACGCGGAGCCGUGGGUGGAGCGCUUGCUAAGGAAAGCGUAUCCUGCUGGCACGCAGAGGAGGCGGCGGUUUAAGGUGUUGAUCAAUCCUUUUGGGGGCCAGGGGUAUGCGCUUAAACUCUGGGAGGAGGAGGUCGAGGCUGUGUUUGCUGCGGCGGGGUGUGUGGUGGAUGUUGAGCGGACGGCGUACCGGGGGCACGCGGUGGAGAUUGCGGAGAAGAUCGAUGUCGAUGCGUAUGAUGUCGUGGCGUGCGCGAGUGGAGAUGGUUUACCGCAUGAAGUCUUCAACGGGCUGGCGAAACGAGCGGACGCGGGUCGUGCGCUGCGCAGACUGGCGGUUGUGCAGAUUCCGUGCGGGUCGGGGAAUGCGAUGAGUUUGAAUCUCAACGGGACGGACUCGCCUUCGCUCGCGGCGCUGGCGAUUGUCAAGGGGGAGCGCACGCCGUUGGACUUGGUGGCGAUUACGCAGGGAAGAGAGAAGUACUACAGCUUCCUGUCGCAGGCGAUUGGCAUUGUGGCGGAGAGUGAUCUCGGGACGGAGUCGUUGCGCUGGAUGGGCUCGCUGCGAUUCACGUGGGGCAUUCUCGUGCGCCUGCUCAGCAAAACGCUGUACCCCGUCGAACUCUCGGUAGUCCUCGACAGCGACGACAAGCGCGGCAUGAAAGAAGCAUACCGGCAAGCAGUCAGCGAGCACCAAGCCGCAAAAAGCAAACAGCUCCCAUCGUCCACCCACGCCGACAGCGACAGCGACCACCACGAGGACCCAACCGACGAAACCCCUCCCUCACCAGAACCAACUCUACAAUACGGCACCAUCGCCUCCCCCCUCCACCCCGCCUUCCAAACCCACGACCUCCCAACGCUCGGCAACUUCUACGUAGGCAACAUGUGCUGGAUGUCGCCGGACGCCUGCUUCUUCGCCACCGCGCGCCCCGCAGACGGCAAAAUGGACAUGAUCAACAUCUCCGGCACGAUUCCGCGCGCCACGGGGCUGCGCAUGCUCGCGACCGCAGGCGACGGCACGCUCAUCGAUUUCCCCGAAGUCAGCUACCGGAAAGUGCUGGCGUACCGCGUGACGCCGCGGAUGCACGCUACGCCGUCGAAGAGCCGCGGGCUGAUUUCGGUUGAUGGAGAGCGUGUCCCUUUUGAGCCGUUUCAGGCGGAGGUGGUGAGGGGGCUGGGCACGGUGUUGAGUCGGCGGGUGGCGCUUUAUGAGUUUGAUGGCGUGGAGGUGUGA